AUGUAUAAGAAAGUAUCUAGUGAACUGGUGCAUGAAAUCCAGCAGAUUACAGUGUUUCAUGCAAGAAAAAAAAAGAUAUUCUAUAAAGAUGUGAUGAAAAAAGUUAUAGAUAAAUUGCAAGCAUGGAAAGGAAAGUUACUAUCAUUUGGUGGAAAAGCAGUACUGAUUAACAGUGUGCUGCAAAGCAAUCCUGUAUAUUUGUUAUCAGCAAUGGUUCCUUCAAAAUGUGUCAUCAAAGAGUUGCAUAAACUAUUUAAUAGAUUCUUCUGGCAAACAAAGGAAGAUGGUAAAUGUAAACAUUGGUCUGAAUGGAACAAAUUGUGUUAUCCGAAUGGGGAAGGUGGUUUAGGAUUCAAAUCUUUGAAUGAUAUUUCAAGAGCUCUUUUCUCAAAGCUUUGGUGGAGGUUAAAAACAAAUAGUGCUUUGAAUGAUCAACCUCAGUUUCAAGCUUACAAGGAUGACAGUGUAGAAGAUCUAGCAGAGAUAAUGGAAGGUGAUCAUUGGGAUAUGGCAAAGGUUCGGCAUUUGUUUUGUGAGGAAAUGGUGCAGCUAAUCAAUAGUAAGCUUGGAAAUCUGAUAGAAUCUCAGGAAAUUGACAAACCUCAUUGGAUGCUUACUAGUUCUGGUAAGUUCUCAGUAAGUAAUGCAUGGGUUCAUAAGGCAAAAAAGGCAGAUUUCCUCUUAUUGUUUAAGAUUUUGGAUCAAAGUCAUCAAGAAGCAAUAGAUCAUUUAUUCUUAAUUGGCCCAUUUGCAAUGAAACAAGCAGUUCCAGCUUUCAUUUUGUGGCAACUUUGGAAGGGUAGAAAUAUAAGGAGACAUGGAGGUACUAUCACUGUGAACCAGGUUAUCUAUGAGAUCAAUAGAGGUAUAUUGGUAUUGGCACAAAGCUUGUUUCCUGACAUGAAGCAGUUUCCAAAAAGAUGGCCUUUCUUUGUGCAAUAUUUAGAGAACUUGAGAAUGACAUUUACUCACAAGAAAGUAACCUGGGUACCACCAGAAAGAGGGAGAUACAAGUGCAAUACAGAUGGUGCCUCAAGGGGUAAUCCAGGCAUAAGUUCAGCAGCUUUCUGCAUUAGAGAUCAAAAUGGAGAUCUAGUUUAUGCAGCAGGAAAAAGACUGGAGGAUACUACAAAUGUAAUAGCUGAAGCAGUUGCAAUUGAAGAUGGAAUACAAUAUUGUGUAGAUCACCAGCUAUUACCUUUGAUAGUAGAAACUGAUUCAUUGACUAUGCAGAAGAUAUUAGAUGGAAUAUGGGAGAUACCUUGCAGUUUCAUAAUUUUCAGGAAGUUCCAUCUACAGGCAGAAGGAUAA
Lycium barbarum (goji berry) is the source of this 1311-nucleotide messenger RNA. RefSeq lists its product as uncharacterized. The transcript has 5 exons. Gene Ontology annotation, molecular function: RNA-DNA hybrid ribonuclease activity; nucleic acid binding. NCBI's taxonomy places the organism in Eukaryota, Viridiplantae, Streptophyta, Magnoliopsida, Solanales, Solanaceae. The record is from RefSeq and is a predicted model, not a curated record. Bases 1 to 1311 code for a protein of 436 amino acids.